This is a messenger RNA of Pomacea canaliculata, 3721 nucleotides long. RefSeq lists its product as uncharacterized. The transcript is spliced from 11 exons. The record is from RefSeq and is a predicted model, not a curated record. Lineage: Eukaryota; Metazoa; Mollusca; Gastropoda; Architaenioglossa; Ampullariidae. Bases 218 to 2899 code for a protein of 893 amino acids.
AGACGACUCAUUGUAGAACUGAUAGGACUGUUAUCAAAGUCACGUGACCUACUAAAGUAUUUUGCAGAAGCAAAAGGCAUUCAUUGGCCGUGCUUAGCAAGUGUCUGUGUUACAUUCUACACAAACUAGAGUCUGGGUAGACAGAGCUAGAACAUUACAUGAUUGCUGGAUUUUUCGAUAAAGAGGCCAUCUCUCAGCUCUUUUGACAUCUUCAGCUAUGAAGAAAAUCCUGUUGGUGCUUCUCCUGCAGAUUGUUACUGCUUCAUCGCAAGAGGGGCACAUAACAUGUACUAUCCCGCCAGUAAAAAUGUCUCAGGACGCGGUUCUGACUUGCAACUUUCCAGAAGACCUGAAUGUGACAAAGAAAGACUUUGCAAUAUACCACUACCUGAACGACAAUAGAGAUGAUAUUGUCGACUGCUGGUGGCUUAAAGGUGAGAUGGCCUGCUCUACAAAACCGGAUAUCAAGUAUCAAGCGAGUGUCAGCAGAUCUUUUACAAUUACACUUCUAAAUGUAUCGUCAAUUCAAAAAGGAGAAUACGUUUGUCAGAUUGCUAACCAUGACCCGAAGUUAAUUCAAACCUGUCACCUUCUAAUAAAGAUUGCUGAAAAAGAGGAUAACGGAAACCCUGUGGUUGCCAUAGUGUCAACAAUAUUGGUAGUUGGUGUUAUUUUGGUGAUUCUGGUCAUCAUCGUAGUGGUGAUGCGUAAAAGGAUCUCCUUCAGGAAGUGUAAAUGCAAGAGGAAAAAUAUCGAGGAAAGUGGAGAAGAUCAAGCAAUGGUUGUCAUAGACGACAAAAGAGUGACGAAGGAAUUUCAAGAUUUUCUGUUAAAGAAAGUCAGAGAAAUGUUCCCAGACAUGCUUGAUGCCUGCUACUUUGUGCCUCCAAUCCACUUCAACAAAACUCGGUACAAAACAGAAACUGUCGCCGGUCAAGUUGUUUACAUUCCUGAUCCUCCUGACCCCAGUGAUGUACAGUACAACCAAGCCAUGGAAAAUGUUUUGAACUACUUGCGCCGAAUCGUGGAAACUAAACAUGAACGAAUGUUUGUUCUCACACAUUUUAACUACGAUGACUACUUGAACAACCCUGACCAUAAGUAUAUAACACAUGUCCUGCCUGUUCCUGCUGGUCUGAAAAAAAGGAAAGGAGAAAACAAGAUCGGUUGUUUUGAUUUUUUGAUCAUCCAUCGGCAGUACGGGGUGGUGGUUGGGGUGGUAAAGACUGUUGGUGACAAGGAUGAUGAAAGUCAGGCUAAAAAGAAGACAAUUGAUCACGCGGUGGUUUUAGAGGUGUCUGAAGCUAUUCUACAAUUGAGAAAGGCAGUUUGUGUGAUGCAGCAUCUCAUGUCAGACCAGAAUCAGCCUCCGAAAGUUCGGCAGUUCUUGAUUUUACCCAACAUCGCGCAGUCCACGCUAAACCGUGCACUCCACAACCACCCUGGUGUGGCUCAGAAGCUGCGCAAGAGCUUUGAAACCGAGGACGUACCCACUGAACUAUGUCUAUGUGCCGAUCGACUGACUGACCCUCAACCGAUGACCUGGUGGGACAGCUUGAUGACUACGUCUACAGAUGACUUUAUUAUGAACGAUGACCUGUAUGAAUGCUUGAUAGCGAGGUUCUGUGGGCCUGCUACAACAUCUUCUCUCGACAUUCCAAGAACACCCGAUUCUCUUCAAUUGCCCAAAACUAUUUAUCAAGCCGUGUCCGUAACCGGAGACUUGUUUGAUCGUUGUACACUGUACCCGGGUAUGACAGACCUCAUCCAGGAGCCUCGGGUGUUUCUUUCAGGGCCGCCAGGCACAGGAAAAACAAGACUGUUAGGUCUAGUGGGACGGAAAUGGUUAUCUGAAGGUCGUGUGGUGCAAAUAGUUAAUACUUCAGCUGAACUUACUUCUGCAACAAUACAACUAGUAAAGAUUCUGCAGGAGGCACAAAGAUCAGGCACUUCACUGAAGGGAAUGGUUGUCAGCUUAAAUUGUAACAUAGACAGGAGAGAAGAUAUUCGUUCCACGAUUAACAGAUUGAAAGAAAAUGCAGGUGAAAAGUCUGUAUGUGUAAUUGCUGAUGACGUGGAGAUUACUACGGAGAAGACAAAGCAGAUUCGCAUGUUUUUUCGAAGCCUUCUUUCGUGGUUGCCUGAUAUUUAUUGCUGGGCAAGCAGCUGCAGUACUGAAAACACUCCAAAAGAUUGGCGGUCGGAGAUUCUGACGGUACCUAUCAGCUGUCCGCCAUCAGUACUACAAGAGAUGGCGAAGGAAAACCCUAUUCCAGGCGUAGUGCCGUAUUCAGAGAGCAAGUUCACAUCACCUACUGAAGGCAUGCCUGUGAUGCACAUUAAACACAGCUACUCAUCUGCCAAGCACAUAGAUUAUGAACAGUGUGGAAAGAACAUCCUAAACGUUUUAUCCCAAGCUCUUCGUAUUUCUUGCAUGGACACAAACUCUGCCACAAUGGACGUGCUUGCCUCGGAACCUCAAAAAAGAUACAAGCAUCCAACAGCUCUCCAGUACAAAGACAUUUUAAUGUUGUUUGAAGAUGAUUUUACACAGUUUAUGCCCUUGAUUGCUGCUUUUAAAGAAUCUAGAAUCCCUGUGCAGGUUAUCGACUCCGAGAACCAGGGGGAUAUUUUGAAUAAUAAUGUUGUUGUUGCCGCCAAAGCCGGUUUCUUGUGUGGAAUUAAAAGAAAAGUGGUUAUUUAUGUUGAGGGAAUUAAAAAGCCAUCAGACGUUUCUGCGGGGUGGAACAAGCUGCGAAGCAUAACCAGUUGUACAUCCCAACUAGUACUGGUUUCAUCUCCCGCUACUUUGGAUUCACUGAUUUUUAACGCGCUAGCGGGUACGGCUGAAGUAAUGUCCCUAGUCCUCCGGGUCACUGCUGCCAAAAUAAAGUCGUGAAAACUGCAUGGUUGUAAUAGCAAAUAUGGUUUGGAAACAACAUUUGCUAUUCUUGUGUCGGUCUUUGAUUGGCCUGGUGUUCCCAAGAGAGUCUGGUUGUGCCAAGCUGCGUGUCCAAAUGGGAACUCGACCAUGUACAUAGACAUUGGUGGCCUGCAGCAGAAUUUAAAUUAGGAGACAUUCCUUCUGACUCUUCAUCUCAAAUGCGUGCAGUUUUUAAUAAUUCCUAAAGCAAGCAGAAAUCUUUGCCAUAUAUAUAGAUGUUUGGCUUAUCGCAUUGCCUUCUUUUUCACCCUUCUUAUUAAUCUAGAAUCUGAGGUAAAAAAGCUCAUCACACUUACUAACCCUAACCUUUCCGGAUAAUAGCCAUUCUCAAGAGCGUGUAAACCAUUGACUAUACUUGUUACAAGAAUGUAAAUCCAAAUCAUUGUUGUAAUAUUUAUGCAGAUUUUUUGCUUGAUAAUGCGAUGAGAUUGUAGAGAACAUAAUGAAGAUGACAUUUUUCAGCUAUUGUUGGUUCAAGCAAAUCAGUGCUUUGCUGUAAUUGUUCAUGUCGACAAGACCUCAGUCCUCGCCUAAAUUUUCUAUGCUCCUGUUAUGUCUCUCAGUUCAUUGGAGAUGUCUUUUAGAUGUACUUUAACAAAUAUUGUUAUUUCUACACAAAGGGACACAACGGUAGGAAAGUAGUUUUCUUAUGUUCAUUUUAGUUCCAAGUGAGAAUACCGAUGACUGACGGUUUUUAUCUUGAAAAUUAUGCAUACUUACGUAUAAAUACUUUAAGAGUUUGUAUUUUAAAAUAAAAUUAACCUGAUCAAAAGGAAA